This is a messenger RNA of Pochonia chlamydosporia 170, 909 nucleotides long. Its product is annotated as mitochondrial S-adenosylmethionine transporter. Gene Ontology annotation, molecular function: S-adenosyl-L-methionine transmembrane transporter activity. The transcript has 3 exons. Bases 1 to 909 code for a protein of 302 amino acids. Gene Ontology annotation, cellular component: mitochondrial inner membrane. The record is from RefSeq and is a predicted model, not a curated record. NCBI's taxonomy places the organism in Eukaryota, Fungi, Ascomycota, Sordariomycetes, Hypocreales, Clavicipitaceae.
AUGGAGAUUUACGCAGCUGGCGCAGUCGCCGCAUUCACCGUCGACGUCCUCGCCUACCCGCUUGAUACGCUCAAAACGCGCUACCAAAGCCAAGAUUACAUCUCGACAUACGGAAAGUCCACUCAGAAAGCGUUGGCACUGCGAGGUUUAUACCAAGGCAUAGGGAGUGUGGUGCUGGCUACCCUUCCGGCAGCCGGUCUAUUCUUCUCGACCUACGAAAAAGCCAAAUCCGUCAUCGGCACCCUCCCGCUACACCAAUCCCUCGUCCACUCAUCAGCCUCUGCCACCGCAGAACUAGCAUCAUGUUUAGUCCUUGCCCCCGCGGAAGUCGUCAAGCAAAAUGCCCAGAUGCUCCGCGAAGAUGCUACCCAAUCACGAGCGUCAACUUCCCUCCAGGCAUGGCGACAACUUGCCGCCAAGGAUGCGCCGAGGAGGUUAUUCACGGGGUAUACGGCGCUGGUGGCGCGAAACCUGCCAUUUACGGCGCUGCAGUUUCCUAUUUUUGAGCACCUACGGUCCUGGGCCUGGGAGAGACGACUACGAAAGAGGGGACAGGGACAAGGACAAGGACAAGAGAAGGGAAUUUUGGAAACGGGCUUGAUAGCGGGUGGGAGCGCGGGGAGCGCCGGGGCGGUGGCAGCGUGGAUUACCACGCCCAGUGAUGUUGUGAAGACGAGGAUGAUGCUCACGGCUGGUGAGGGGAGUGAGAUGUCUGGGAAGAUGACGUCGUGGGCGGUGACGAGGCUUAUUUACAAGGAGAGAGGUCUCGUGGGCUUCUUUAGAGGCGGGCUGUUCCGGGCUGGGUGGACGGCAUUGGGGAGUUCCUUGUACUUGGGGACGUAUGAUGCCGCGAAGCUGUGGUUGCGGAGGAGGAAGAAUGAGGCGGAUGGAGAUGAUUCGGCGUUGUGA